Messenger RNA from Mercurialis annua (annual mercury), 1306 nucleotides. Its product is annotated as transcription factor MYB106-like. NCBI's taxonomy places the organism in Eukaryota, Viridiplantae, Streptophyta, Magnoliopsida, Malpighiales, Euphorbiaceae. The coding region runs from base 58 to 1182 and encodes 374 amino acids. The transcript has 4 exons. The record is from RefSeq and is a predicted model, not a curated record.
UUCUCCUAAAGUCAUUCUCUUAGCUCUCUGAACUGCACUUUAUCAACUAUUUAAGAGAUGGUUAGGUCUCCAUGCUGUGUAAAAGGUGGACUAAAAAAAGGGCCAUGGACUUCCGAAGAAGACGACAAGCUCUUGGCUUACAUAGAACAACAUGGCCAUGGAAGCUGGCAAGCCCUACCGGCUAAAGCCGGACUCCAAAGAUGUGGGAAGAGCUGUAGGCUGAGGUGGACUAACUAUCUAAGACCAGAUAUCAAAAGGGGGAAAUUCAGUUUGCAGGAAGAACAGACCAUAAUUCAACUUCAUGCUCUUCUUGGAAACAAGUGGUCAGCUAUAGCAACACACCUGCCCAAAAGAACAGAUAAUGAGAUAAAGAAUUACUGGAACACACAUCUGAAGAAACGGUUGGACCGAAUGGGCAUAGACCCAGUAACCCACAAGCCUAAAUCAGAUGUUUUCGGGUCUGGCCAGACCAAGAAUGUAAGCCACAUGGCUCAGUGGGAGACUGCUCGGUUAGAGGCUGAAGCCAGGCUAGUCCGUGAGUCUAAGCUCGCAUCUCCUAACCCAUUACUUGGCUUCUCUGGUUCAGUCAUCCCUGAUCAGUUCUCCACCAUCACCACUACCAAAUCUGCACCUCUGCAAGCUAGACCAAAAUGCCUUGACGUACUCAAAGCAUGGCAAGGCAUGUUAUUUGGUGCUAGUGACACCCUUGAGUCUCCAACAUCAACGUUAAAUUUUCCCGAACACUCGUUACCGAUUCCGACAGCAGUUGGGUUUCAUGAGAACUCGAAUCUGAUCGAAUGUUUCGAGAAACCUAACCAGAUUGCACCGGCAAAAGAAUUGGAUGAUCCAUCAAUUAUUGGUGUGCAUGGAAUGAGUAGUACGUUUGAUCAUCACGGUACUUCUGAUGAAGUACUACUGCAUGGCGAUAAUGCAUGGAUUUUGGACAAUUUUAGGGCAACAAGUGAUCAAAAUAUGAUCAGUGGUAAUAAUUUGGUUAAUGGAGAACUUUCUGAUAUUUUGGUUUAUAACUCUGCGGAUCAUGGAAAUUUAUCGUCCGCAACUAAUUAUGAAGGCUCCGGUGCGAAUAAUAAUAAUAAUGUUGAAGAUCAGGGGAAUUACUGGAACAGCUUGCUUAAUUUGGUGGAUGUUCUUGCUUCUGGUAAUUCGCCACCUAUGUUUUGAAUUUGAACUGAUUUUCUUAGAAGUUCAUUGGCAAAAAGGACUAAGAAUUGUGAUCAAUUUUAUCAGACCGAGCUACAUGUUGGAUUUUUACAUUCUGAAUAAUAAAGCUUGUUUGGAGUGUUAA